Messenger RNA from Trichomonas vaginalis G3, 1380 nucleotides. RefSeq lists its product as uncharacterized. Bases 1 to 1380 code for a protein of 459 amino acids. The transcript has a single exon. Lineage: Eukaryota; Parabasalia; Trichomonadida; Trichomonadidae. The record is from RefSeq and is a predicted model, not a curated record.
AUGCUUGCUGACUUCUUCGCUUUUAAAGGUUCUGUAGAGGGAGUUGAUCUAUUUUUCCCUCCAUUUUCAGCAAUUUCCGAUUAUUUUGACGAAAACGAAUUAAAAUUUCACUUCAAUCUCCCACUAGUAGGUAAAUAUCAAGGUGAGCUCAUGUGUUGGAAUAAGAAUAAAUAUAAAAAUGCCGAAUUGCUCAGCUUGAUUGAUUUCAACCAAACUUUAUAUAGAAAAAAUAUUAACUUUACAACAACAGAUUUUUUACCUCACUCAAGAUCCUCGCAAUUAAAAUGUCAUGGGAAGAAUGCUGAAGAAAGAUGGUGUGAAGCCAGAAGAAUUGCUUUAGUUCAAGGCCAUAUUUUAUUUUCAAAUGAAGCACUUUUAACUUUUCCUCCAUUUUAUUUUAAUGGAAGAGGAAGAUGCCUUCCAUUCAGGCAGCAAAGAAAUAUAAUGAGUGGCGAACCUUUCUUGACAAGAAGAUCUUUAGAUGAAAUCGCUUAUGAUGCAACUAAUGAUGAUGAAAUAAUAAUUCUUAGUUCUGGAACUGAAGAGAAUUUUAAUUACGAUUUUAUCGUUAGUUCUUUGCUCCCACUUUACACAACUCUUAAUAGAUUAGACGUUAAUAAGACAAAGAAGCUGUACGUAAUGGAAAACCUCUCAAAGUUUGAUACAAAAAUAUUCAAAAAUAUUUUGAAGGCGUUACCCCAAAAAGUGCCAGUUUCUGACGUUCCUGCUCUACUUAAGAAUGCUGUUAUAGGGUUGGUUAAAGGAGAUAAAAAAUGUGAACCAUCUCGUCAUGAUAAUGAAAGAUUCAAUGAAGAUGUUUUGUGGUAUCAAAAAGAUGACAUUAAAGAUAUGAGAGAUUUAUAUAUCAAUAAAGAUUAUGAUCGAAAGAAAAGACCCAAGAUUAAUGUUGCUGUUUCAAAAAGCCUGGAUAUGAACUUUGCUGCAAUUUCUUCUGCAAUUAAUAGUAGAGAUAUGAACUACAAUAUAUAUUCUUUUAAAUGCAAGGAAAAUGAUUAUAAUUGUAUUGAAAAAGAAGCUGAAACAAUUGAUAUUUUUAUAACUACUCCUAAUCAUGGAAGCGAAUUGAUGUUAUUCAUGCCUAAGAAUUCUGUUUUCUUAGAUGUUGCACACGAAAAAUAUGUUGAUAAUAGAAAUGAAGUUUUAGCACAUUAUUUUGAUAUCAAAUAUUACAAAUUCAGUGUUAAAGGUGUUCCAGAUCUUCAACAAUUAAAGUUCGAUGAUUUCUUAGAAUGUUAUCAACUAGAGAGGUUUGCAAAAACAGACAAUUGUAGAAAGUUUAUACCGGCUAUUCCAAUUUUUGUUGAUCAAGAUGAAUUCAAAGAAUUCUGGGUAUCAAAUGAGAAAGAAAUGUUAGAUUAG